This is a messenger RNA of Lasiosphaeria miniovina, 633 nucleotides long. RefSeq lists its product as uncharacterized. NCBI's taxonomy places the organism in Eukaryota, Fungi, Ascomycota, Sordariomycetes, Sordariales, Lasiosphaeriaceae. The transcript has 3 exons. The coding region runs from base 1 to 633 and encodes 210 amino acids. The record is from RefSeq and is a predicted model, not a curated record.
AUGCGUCCAAAUGAUAAUCAGCUCAAAGCCUUGGACAAGGCAGGAGGCAUGUACAACAUAACCUUCAAAUGGGUUGAUAAACUGGGCAGGGGCAAGAGCGAAUCAGUCAUUCUUAGUGAGUGCAUUUAUUGGACUUUGGGUCCUGUACAGUCAUUGUACGAGGUCCUUAGGCUCAGCGUCCCGCUUCACCCCGUAGAGGCAGGUUUCACAGAAUAUUUCACAAGCACAGGCAACAAGGACGGCAAGUUCAAGCUGAAGUCUGCCCAUCGCCUCAAGGUCCCCACCGCCAACGCUCGCAUUGAAAAAAACGGAGAGACGUUGGACGAAGAAACUUGGGUGUCUCGCCUUCCUUUUUCGACAAUGCUUCAGGCGCCCGAAUACCUCAAGAAGGUGAUCGAGAAGAAACUCCUGGAUAACGAGGACGUGUUGUCGCAUAUAUUAUUGAACAAGGGUUGGCAACUUGCUAAUAUAGAACCCACCCCUCCAAAUUCAAACACCAAUGGGGGGGAAUACACGAGAAUUCUGGUAAAUACGGGGUUUUUGACUCUGAAGCAGGUGCAUGAUGUACUUGUUGCGAAGAAGAAGGACAAGGCCCUCGAAGGCGAAUUCAUCUUUUGCGAGGCGGCUCAUUGA